GAUCUCUGGUGUAAAAUCACAUGGGGCAAAACGGGCAAAAUCAUAGAGUUCAGGGCAAAGUUGAUAUUUCAAUAUGGCGUUGUAACUAAUAAGGUUGUCAAAUAAUGGAAUCCAAGCGAGUCUAUGUAGGCGGUCUCUACCAUGAGGCAACAGAUAAAGAUCUGCGACAGUUGUUCUCAAAGUUUGGAGAAGUUGAUAGUGUUGAAAUCAAGAAGCGUUCAGAGAACAAUGUGGUAAACUUUGUAUUUGCUUAUGUAAAUGUCAAGACCACUGAUCCUCAGAUCACACAAUGCUUCAGACGUCUAAAUGGCACAUUCUGGAAGGGCAAGAGGCUCAAACUGGAGCUGGCCAAGGAGUCCUUCCUCGCUAAACUGCAGCGGGAAAGGGAGCAGAACCGCCCGGCGGGCCGACCACCGCCUCCCCCACCUCCGCCCAGAAGGCGCACCAUGCAGGACAGGAUUCUGGAUGACGUUUUGGCGUCAAAGAAACGUCGUUCGGAGGAUGUCGCGUCAGGCGGUGUGGUAGAUUUUACUGAGGAAGCUGCCACCCCGGCGUCGGCGCCGGUUCAGAACGGACACCAUGAGUCUCCUGAACCAAAGCGUAAGAAGAAGAAGAAAUCACGAGAAGUCUCCCCUCCGCCGCCGGUCGGGGUAGAGGCGGACAGGGACGGAGAUGAGCCGCCGCCUACGCGGGGCGCGCUGCGAAUGUUUGGGGGUAUCGGUGGCGCACGGUUGGUGACCCCAACUGCUCCUGUGUCAGAGUCUGCUGCUCCUGCUCCCACUGCCUCUCCAUUUCCGGCUUCUGUGUCAUCGUCUUCCGCUACUGCCCCUGCCACUCACACUCCAGUCAGUGGCGACUUUUUGUCCCGUCUGGAGGCGUUCAGCUCGGUCUGGGGAGACGAUGGUGAUGGCGCACCUCGGGAACCGUUCGUGCCAGCUCGUCGUGCCGCCGCCACCCCUGUUGUCGCAUCCGCUCCCGCCACCGUCACUGCCACCACCGCCUCCACCGCGAAAGCCACUCCCAAAGCCUCUGCCAACGUCCCCGCUACUUCUACUGCCAAAGCCGCAGCCACCGCCAGUCCUACCGCUCCUGCCCCCGCUCCGGUGGGUCGGAGAGGUCAGACGGCUGUGGAUGACAAUGAGAGGCGAAUGGCCUCACUGAGACAGAAACAGGAGGCGUUCCAGAGUCAGAAGCGGGCACUACAGCUGGCGCUCUCGGCCAAGGCAGAUGUACCUCGUCCCAACAAGAGGAUUGUGUUCGACGCCUCGGAUGACGAAGACGCCGAGCCGGAGCGGGAGUCCUCGGGAGGAGUCGGGAGGACUCCCGGCCGAGGACCCAGCCUGUUUGGGGAGGACGAGGACGGAGAGGAAGAGCAGGAGGACGCUGACGAUUUCAGAGUCCGGCCGCAGUACGAGGGAGCCAAGGGACAAAAGUUACAGGCGCUCCAGGCUCGGUUCGGCGCCGACGACCGGUUCACGCUGGACGAACGGUUCGCCGAUGAGGACCAACAGUCCCCCGAGGACAGAGUUGAGGAGGAGGAGGAGAGAGGAGAGGAGGUGCGGGAGGAGCACCGUCAGCAGAUGAACAUCCUGGACAGCGUGCUCGGUACGGCCGCAGAGCCCGAGAGGAAGGGCAAACUCGCCAAAAAGAACAGUGACAGCGGUCCGGUACGGUUCGACCCCUCCCUGGAGUCGCACGCUCAGUAUCAGCUCGACACCAAGAAACAAAAACAAAAGAAGAAGUCUUUGGAUGCAGACCGUACCCCCACCCCCGCUACCAUUCCUUCCACCGCCCCCGCCCCGGCUCCAGCGGUAGAAUCGGGCACCUUCUACCAGGUGGCACCGCAGCUGGGUGACCUGUUCAGCCGCGGAGGUUCUACCGGCGGCGGGGGAGGAUUCAGCCUGCUGAAGAUGAUGGGCAGAGCGGCAGAUGAUGAUGAAGAGGAAAAAGAAGAUGACUACAAGACAUCAGAGAUCAAGGAAAAGAAGAAGCGUCACAAUAUUGAAGGUGCCGCCGCCAAUCCGUUCCGUUACGACUCGAGCAGUUCCGAGGACGAGGCGGAAGAUGGCAGCACUGUGCAGUCACUAGGUGUCGCAGCGGGCGGCGGCUGGACGCAGGCGCGCAAGUUCUUCCUGCAAAAAGAUGAUCCGCGACUCGAGGAGGGUCUGGAGUGGGUCCGAUCAGCACCUUCCGUUGACGAGCUGCGGGAGCGGGCAGAGCAGCAGCGUCCCGAGCUGGUGGAACUGUUCAGAACCAUGCGUCACAGCCGACAGCGCGCGCAACGGAGGGGUCGGGGAAGGGGGCGGCGGAUGCCCGGACGGUGACGAUGGAAAGUCGCCGGGAGGGGUACCGAUGGAUGGGGCUGGAGUGAAUAUAUGGGGACAACGCA
Messenger RNA from Amphibalanus amphitrite, 2389 nucleotides. Its product is annotated as probable RNA-binding protein CG14230. The transcript is spliced from 8 exons. The record is from RefSeq and is a predicted model, not a curated record. Lineage: Eukaryota; Metazoa; Arthropoda; Thecostraca; Balanomorpha; Balanidae. Gene Ontology annotation, molecular function: RNA binding. Bases 105 to 2324 code for a protein of 739 amino acids.